Molecule: messenger RNA, 2128 nt
Organism: Trichogramma pretiosum
Lineage: Eukaryota; Metazoa; Arthropoda; Insecta; Hymenoptera; Trichogrammatidae
Gene: GPHR
Product: Golgi pH regulator B
Exons: 8
Coding region: 374-1732 (452 amino acids)
Biological process (GO): intracellular pH reduction
Cellular component (GO): Golgi cisterna membrane
Molecular function (GO): voltage-gated monoatomic anion channel activity
Source: RefSeq, a predicted model, not a curated record
AACAAUAACAAUCUUAAUUCUCAAUUCUCAAUUUGUCAGACAAGCUUGCUGCCUGUGCCUGCAGCAAAUAAAUCGUUGGUAUCUGAUAUUUUUGUCUGCUAACUUCACUCGAACUGCAAAGUCCCGGCUCGAGAUAAACCGUGUGCUCACAGCGACUUUAAAGUGCAUCGGGCAUUUAAAAUAAAAACUUGUGUACCUGUAUGCAUUGUACUAUCGCUCAGUAUUAGCAUUGGUCCGCAUAUCGUUGCAUUUUUGUCGUCGUGUUAAAAAAGGCACGCGACCAAAACGCGAAAAUGCUCCUUGACGAUCGCACGUAACACUCGGUUCAUUUCAUCGUUAUUUUUUUUUCAUCAUUUAAAUAGACUCCCUAGACAUGGGAUUUAUAGAAGAUACAUGCAUCAUCCUAAUCACGCAAAUACUUUUCUUUUGCGGAGGAUGGGUGUUUUUUGUAAAACAGCUUUUCAAGGAUUAUGAAGUUCAUCAUAGAUUGGUCCAGUUAAUAUUUUCAGUUACUUUUUCACUUUCAUGUACUAUGUUUGAGUUGAUAAUAUUCGAAAUUAUUGGUGUACUAGAGAGCAGUUCUAGGUACUUUCAUUGGAAUGUGGGUCUUUAUUUGCUAUUGUUCAUGGUUAUUGUUUUAAUACCAUUUUACAUAGCAUAUUUCAUUAUAAGCAAUAUCAGAAACUUAAAACUUAAUCUGAUAAGGCCUUUGACUGUGUUGAUAUACUUGGUUUACUUGUAUUUCUUUUGGAAACUUGGAGAUCCUUUUCCUCUAUUGAGUCCUAAAAAGGGCCUUUUAUCAAUUGAACAAGGUGUCAGUAGAAUAGGUGUUAUAGGAGUUACUGUGAUGGCUCUUCUCUCAGGAUUUGGUGCUGUGAAUUAUCCAUAUUCAUCCAUGGCCUACUUUAUGCGUCCUGUAUCAGGUGCCGAUGUUGCUGCAGUCGAAAGAAGAUUACUGCAAACCAUGGACAUGAUAAUAGCAAAAAAAAAACGUAUUGUACUUGCCAAAAAAGGUGGUUCAAGAAAUCUACAGACUGAAACUAGAUCUAAAUUGUGGGGUAUUUUAACUCCUAUAGCUUUAAGAGGAAAUCAAGAUAAUGUGAAAGAUAUGCAAAACGAAGUUGUAGCUUUGGAAGAAUUGUCUAGACAAUUAUUUUUAGAAGCCCAUGAUAUACAAAAUGCUAGAGAACGAUUAGAAUGGUCACAGACGUGGCGUGGAAAAUAUUUUAACUUUCUAGGAUAUUUUUUUUCAGUUUAUUGUUUGUGGAAAAUAGUUAUUUCAACAAUAAACAUCAUUUUUGAUAGAGUUGGUAAAAAAGACCCUGUCACCAGAGGAAUGGAAAUAGCCGUUCAUUGGAUGGGAUUUAAUAUUGAUGUCACAUUUUGGUCACAACACAUAUCAUUUUAUCUUGUUGGUUGCAUUGUUGUGACAUCAAUCAGGGGUUUAUUAUUAACUCUUACAAAGUUUUUCUAUGCAAUAUCAAGCAGCAAAUCAUCCAACAUUAUCGUACUUGCGUUAGCUCAAAUAAUGGGCAUGUAUUUUGUCUCUUCUGUUCUAUUAAUGCGUAUGAAUAUGCCAGCUGAAUAUCGCAUUAUAAUUACACAAGUAUUAGGUGAUUUACAAUUCAAUUUUUAUCAUCGCUGGUUCGACGUGAUUUUUCUUGUAUCUGCCCUUUCGUCCCUUGGAUUUAUUUACUUAGCGCACAAGCAAGCUCCUAAGGAGGGCUCGUGAUACAUAACUUUAAUGAAUUUUCAAAAAAAUGUCAUAACUACGUCAGAUUUUAAAAUGAAAAAAAAAUAUUCUGUACAUUCCAUGUCAAAUAAUCCCCUUGCGAAAAUUUUUUUACUUGUAUAAAAAUUAGUUUAUUAAAAUAUUGCAAUUUUAGCUUUUAAAAAGUCAAACGAAUUCUUAGAUAAUUAUAUCAUAUAUAAUGUCCUUGUUUAUAUACUUAAUCCAAGAGCGAAUGUCGAGCUACGAAUGAGAAGUAUGACAGACGAGCUACAAUACUCACGCUUCUCAUGUAUACGAGAAUCGCGAAUUCCGAGACCCGCAAAAUAUUUGUAUAAUAUUAAUUAAUCAUGAAAAUUAUGAUUUUUAUAAAAUAAACUUUGGGAGAAAGACAUUUUU